UUUCCUCCUGGUGCUGUUAGACACAGUUUCGUCAUUUGAAACCUGAAACCGGAACAAACUAUUACAUUCUGUCCACAACGCACGUAGUUUCUUGACUCAGCAUAAAAUUGGGACAUUCCUAAGGGACUUGGCUGGCUUAUAUAUAUGAUAGGUAAGAGGCGCAGAACCUACACAAGAUACUAACAAGACACAAAGACUGCAAUAUGAAGGUCCGUGUUGGUGUGGAGAUGCUGGCGACGUUGGUCGUGCUGUUCCUGGCUUUAGGUGCGAGUGACGGCGUGGUGAUGAACAAGUGUAAACUGGGGGACGAACUGAACUCGACUCUACCUGAAAACCUUUUGGACCAGAUCACCAACCUGGUGGCCAAGAUUGUGUGCCAUGUAGAGCUGAGCUCUCACUUCAACACCAGCUCCAUCAAUCAUGUCAUUGGACCUAACGUUCAUAGUUUCAUCCGUGGAGGCCGUGGUGGACGGAAGGGCAGGUCUGCAGAGUCCAGCAGUGAGGAGUCCAGUGAGGAAGACAGUGACUCAUCCAAUGGUGCAGGACACGGAAAGAGAUCCAGAUCGAGGUCAAGCAGUGAGGAGUCCAGUGAGGAAAACAUCAAGGUGCCUAAACCUAAUUUCAAUUCUUCAACGGUUCAUCCAGUCACUCAUCCCCAAGGUACCAACUCAUCCAGCAGAGACGGUCAUAGAGGACGGAAGGGCAGGUCUGCAGAGUCCAGCAGUGAGGAGUCCAGCGAGGAAGACAGUGACUCAUCCAAUGGUGCAGGACGCCGAAAGAGAUCCACAUCGAGGUCAAGCAGUGAGGAGUCCAGCGAGGAAGACAGUGACUCAUCCAAUGGUGCAGGACGCCGAAAGAGAUCCACAUCGAGGUCAAGCAGUGAGGAGUCCAGCGAGGAAGACAGUGACUCAUCCAAUGGUGCAGGACGCAGAAAGAGAUCCACAUCGAGGUCAAGCAGUGAGGAGUCCAGCGAGGAAGACAGUGACUCAUCCAAUGGUGCAGGACGCCGAAAGAGAUCCAGAUCUAGGUCAAGCAGUGAGAAGUCCAACAAGAGAAACAUGUGGACUUUGUACGGGUUGUUCCAGCUGCCCGACCGUAUCGCCUGCACCUCUGGGUCUGAACCCUCUCUCAACCUCUGCAGUAUGGCCUGUGACAGUCUGAUCGAUGACAAUAUCAGAGAUGACAUCGCCUGUGUUGAGACCAUCCUCAAUAAGAUGUUGUCAGCAGCAAACAAUCCAGGACCGACUAAAGCACUUUUCAACAAAUUGUAUGCUAAUUUCUUCCAGAAGGAGUGCAAGAACGUGGAGGAUUUGAAGUACUUCUCCACUUGCUAAAACAGACAGCCGGCCUAGCAAAC
Ictalurus furcatus (blue catfish) is the source of this 1357-nucleotide messenger RNA. RefSeq lists its product as uncharacterized. Bases 204 to 1334 code for a protein of 376 amino acids. NCBI's taxonomy places the organism in Eukaryota, Metazoa, Chordata, Actinopteri, Siluriformes, Ictaluridae. The record is from RefSeq and is a predicted model, not a curated record. The transcript is spliced from 5 exons.